Molecule: messenger RNA, 5697 nt
Organism: Leishmania mexicana MHOM/GT/2001/U1103
Lineage: Eukaryota; Euglenozoa; Kinetoplastea; Trypanosomatida; Trypanosomatidae
Exons: 1
Coding region: 1-5697 (1898 amino acids)
Cellular component (GO): cytosol
Molecular function (GO): DNA-binding transcription factor activity
Source: RefSeq, a predicted model, not a curated record
AUGCUCACGGCAGCCAGACCUGGCGCACCCGGCAUUAUCCAGCAUGCGCCCCAGCACUCCGGCGAUCCCGGUCACCGCCGCCAGAGCGCGUGGCACACCAGCCGCCGCCGCUCCAGCGCAUUCGGCGGCGGAAACGCGCAUUCCAGCAGUCGCGACAACGCCAUCGAGGUCAAUGGGAUUCCUAUUGACCGCCUUACGUACAUUAGCACGACCCUUGAUGCCCUGCCAGGAGUGGCGCUGCGGGAGUACUUCGUCCCUAUUAUGCGACUCAAGAAGCAGCUCCUUUUGCGCCAGCGAAACGUUCUUCAACGAUUCCCGUCUCGGGACACCGUCCAAGGUGCGGCAGCGUAUGCGAAGAUGGUAACAGACGCGCUGACGUCGCUGACCCGGGCACUCAACACGGCUGGGGGAGAUCUGAUGCUGGACGGAGGCACGGCUAGUAUGUCUUUAGAACCGAAGGAUGUCAUUGCCCGCUUGAAGGACAAAGUCGCCCCCGUCAGCAUCGAGGCUGGAGGGGUGCUGGUCUUCCCCCGUGAGCCGCCCGAGGUGUCGUUUGUGUACAUUAUCGUGGCAGGAACUGUGUCCGCGACCUUUUUCCAGCUACAAACGCAAGCGCAGUUUCCGGCGCCUCAGCAUCAGCGCCGUGGUGGCGGCUUUGGAGUGCGCAGGGAGCGACGGAUGUACUUCACCUCGGCCAAGGAUGUGGUGCGUCUGUGCGGCGGUGGCCUCGCGUCUGAAGUGGCGUUGGCUAUUGACGAUUGCGCAGCGGCCGAUUCGAUCGGAUGCAACAACUCCACCGGUGCCGGUGGCGGCGGAACGAACGUGGAUGGUGCAUCCAUGUCCAACGUAACGACUGCGAUCCAGCGCUCGUUGCGACGAGCCAGCCGCACCGCCGGACAGCCGACGCUGCGGCCCACCCGCACAGAGCAGGUGUGCGGCCCGACAGUGCUGGGGGCCGGCGAGGCUCUUGGACUGGCGCCAUUCAAGUACGUGUGCUACACCGUCUCGGCCACCUCUGUCGUUGCGCCAGCGUCAGGGACUGCGUCGGCUACGUUGAAGGGUCCAAAGGGCGACGGGGGAGCGACGCACAUGGAGUUCGUCGACGCCUUCCGAAUCCGCACGAGCGAUGUGCACGCCGCUGUCAUCGACAUCGCUGCCCAGCAGCGGGCGGAGCGGCUGCAGUGUUCUCCGAACCUGUACGUGCCGUGGUGCGCCGCCGCACCGGGCGAAGUUGUGCCGCGUGGGGCCGCCCGCACCGUCGCCGAUUUCAUCGUGGCCGCUCGGCACCGCUCCCUCUACAGCGACUAUGCCGCCACAGAGCUGCUAGUGCGGCAGAGCUGGCUGCUGCAGGAUGCUCCGGCGCAUACGAUUCGUGCAUUGAUAUCGCACAUGGUGCCACGCACAUACAUGCCUGGCGAGGUGAUGACCUGCCCGCACACGCCUGCGUCUGCUCGGCAGCUGUGCUUCCUGCGGCGCGGCCGUCUGAACGUUUUCGUGGUCCCGAAGAGCGGCAUUACUCCGGGUCUGCUGAUGAAAGGGGAGUCACAGGAUGGUUUGGUGACGUCGAGCUUCCCACGCGACGAGUGCGGCUGCUGGUGCUUGAGAGAGGCACCCGGACCCCAGCUAGCGGAGGUGGUGGAAUCGGGAGCCUCCUUUGGCGAGCUGUCGGUGCUUUUCCACGAGCCGCGCCAUUGCAUACUGCGGGCAGACACGGUGUGUGAUGUGUGGUGCCUACCGCGCCGAAAUUUCGCCGCGUUGAUGCAGCGCGAUGCCGCCCUGCGUGAUGGACUGCUACGGAAGGCGGCGGUUCUCCGCGUGGAGUGGAUGGGCGAGCAGCGCUUCACGCGCGCCCUAGCACAGCAGCUGCGGGCCGGCUCCGAGCUGCUGAAGCCGCUCCCUGAUAUUGCUAUUCGCCUCAUCCAGGAGCGGCUCGAACCGGUCAUCUACACACCGGGGUCGCUUGUGGCGAGCAGGUCGACGAGGUGCACCGAGAUGACCUUCAUCAGGCGCGGCACCGUGUCGACAAUUUGUGAAGGUAUCGCCACAUACGGCCCAGGGGACGUGCUGGGCGAGGGAUGUCUGAUCCCGCAUCGAUGGCCACUGGGGCUUGCUGCGCGCACGAUGGUGGAGGGCUGGCGAAUUAAGGUGAAGAGUCUCAUCGACGCACUCCGGCGGAUGGACCUGCUGUACCGGUACUCGGGUCUGGUCACGAGCCGAACACCGCAGCUCAUGAAGCAAAUCUUCGGCACCCCACAACCAGAGAUCGAGGUGGACACUGUUGGUCGGCAGCGCAUGCCUACGGUGGGGGCACCUCCCGGAGGCUGUACCAGCUACCUCAUGUACGGCCGUGCGGUGAGCGAGGUGCACCUGAAGGCGCUGUGCUUCCUCUAUCGUGACUAUGUGCGGUGGGAGGACAUCAACUACUCGACCUUGGGCUGUGUGGCUGACAAGUCAGACGCGGCAAUUCCGCAGACGGCUCUCGAUGCUGUUGCUCGUCAGGUGGCCAUCAGCCGCCUUAGCGGAGGAAAAGGUCAGCAGGUGUCUGUCGCGCUGAGCCAGCUCCAACAGCGUCAAGGCGCUGGUGAACCCGGCGGCAAGCAUCGGAAGAUCGCCAGCGAUAUCUCUGCUGUCGCCGCUGGCUCUGCGACCACCACCGUUCCUCUGCCCAGCCUAAACGACACUCCUGCCGCUGCAGGGUCCCGACGCAACACCGCUCGAACCAGUGAUGGACGGCGCCGACCUACUCGCCCGCCGCGCGUCGGUAGCUGCGCUGUCCCCGGACAGCGGCUGGCAAAUACCGGCGCCUUCCUAGUGAAGCAGGCUUUCUUCGGCAAGGACGUGCCAUCGAAAGCCGCAACACAUGCUCACGGUCGCCACAGCCACCUACCGCUGCCGCCUCGUCUGCAUCGCAUGGUGCGCCUGCUUGAGGAACGCGACCGCACCUGGAUGGCUGAGCAGUGCCACGAGGCCGCGCUCGCGCAGGAGAUCAAUCAGCGCGACGCUGCCGUUCGGAAUCGAGCCGCGCUGCGGUCGAGGGCGACGGCGAGCACGUCACCGCCUGAGAGCGAGCCAUCCCGCUCUGAGACAGAGGCAGCAACUGUGACAGCCAUGUGCGCCCCACGCACCGCCGCAAGCGUUCUCUCCGACACCAGUCCCGCCCCUGUGCACAUCUUCCUUCAGGGGGAGAGGCCAAAGUACGAGUUGACUCUUAGCGAGGCCAUCGCCGUCGGCUACGUCAUGCAGCUGCCUGACAUCGCCCACAUCCAGCACUCAGUCUCGAUGGUGGACCCGGACGUCGCGGUCGGGCCGCCGGCGCAGCGGGGACGCCGGCACCUCAUGUCCGUCACCCCCAACGAUCGCUACACGAAGCACAACUUUCUUUUCGCGGCUGCAGAUCUCGAAGACGGCAACUCUGCUGAGACGCAGCAGAAGGCUGCGGAGGUCCAGACGGAGGCGAAGCUGCGUAGCAAGACACGGAAACUGUUCACCAUGAUGCGAACUACUGUGGCGUCCCGCAUGGACAGCGAGGCGGCGGCUACGUCAGCGGUAUUCUUUCACCCAUCAGCAGUUUCGGGCGAGUACAGCCCCACUGCCGGCAGUGCUGCGGCUCCACCGCCUGACACACUGGUGCUGGUGAAUGAGUCGCAGAUGCAGUCGCUGAACAGCGACACGGAAAGACUGGGGAGCUCUCCUGCAGCCGCCUUCACCCCGUCGCCGGAUCGUCCUGGGCAGCAGCAGGCGCUUCUGUCGAGUCCCGGCAACGCCGUCCGCGCAGGCUCGAUGGCGACGCAGUCGUCCUUGUGCGUCUCUCCUAGCAAAAGUAGCCGUCAGAAAAAAGAGGAGGCGUUCCAGCGGUUGGCCCAGCGAGACCCAGCGCAGGCGAUCGAGCUGCUGUGCAAGCACUACGACAUCCCUUGUAGCUCCGCGUGGGCUAGCGCGCACUUCGACAUGGCGUCUCCAGCGCAGCAAGUCAGGGACGGGUGCAGCGUCAGCGGCUCCGGUUAUAUGGCACCGCCAGUGCCCGCAUCGGUGGAGUCGCAGCGACGCGCGCAGGAGCUGCAGAGGCCCAGCCUUCUUGAGCGGCUAGAGGCGGCGGCUACGGCUAGCAUGCUGAGUGCUACUGCCACGGGCGGGCUGUCGGCGUCUCUGCUGGCGCUGUCGCUUAAGUUGAGCGCAAGUGCGAGGGACGCUGAGGCGCCGCAAAGAAGUGAGGCUGGCACCGAGGACGACGGUGUACUUCUCACAGACAACAGGGCGCCGUCCUACCCGCAGCUGGUGCGGGCCACGGCGCGGGAUCGCUGGCACAGCGCCAAUUGCCUCACUGCCGGGAGUGCUCCACCGCUCACGUCAGAAGCGUCGGUGCAGCCGCUGCUGCAGAAAGUGGCCGAUACGAAUGUGGCAACCACGAGCGUUACUGCGAAGGUGGCUGCGCCCGGUGCGGGUCUUGUGGAGCACUUCUACCGAGGCAGCCAGCGGUGCAGAGGCCCUGCCCUCUUCGUGGAGGGCUACGGGCCGCUGCAGCCGGUGCCGGAGUACUUGGUAGAGUACCCGCCCACUAUCCACGCCAGCGCCGUUGGUGGCGGUGAGCUGUACGUGGGCACCGGCAGUAUAGACCGUGCUGGGGGGAAUGGAGCGCGUUUUUCGCGCCCGUCCACAUCGAUGGCAGCCGCCGCGGCCUUGCGGCGCAGCGUCUCACGUCAAGGUGGCCUGAACAGCUCUUUCUGCGGCGGAGAUGGCAGUCACCAGCGCUACCCCUUCCGCUGCGGCAGCUCCUCCCCGUCCGGCAACGCAGGGCAGAUGGGCCGGCGGAAGGAGGAGUUCAUCAUGCCGGACGCCGAGGCCACCGAGAUGCUCAUCCGCCGCAUCCAACGCGAUGUGGACGGGCUGAAUGAGGUGGCGAAGGAGCAGCGGCGUGAGCGCGAUCUGGCACACAUGCGCAACGGCCGCGCAGGCAGGUACCUGACGGCGCUGGAGGCGACCCUUAGCAAGCCCAACAAGGAGGAACUUGAAUUGCUGGAGGCGUGGCGGAUGCAGUAUCGACACAUAGGCAGCGAACCGCUGCGUCCCGCCUUGCUCCCCGUCGCGCUGCGCGCCGAGGCCGGUCAAGACUAUAUGAAGCAAGAACUCGAGUACCUGGCCGAUGCCCCCACCCCAAUGGAUGAUCCGGUGUGGCGCUACACGUCUGGCGUGCAGGAAUGGCAGGACCAGCAAGCGGGCUCGGACGAGGGAACCUCUCUCUUCUCUGGAGCACUGGCGGCAGCGGGGUCUGGGACCAAUGAGUUGGGUGGCGGUGCCGCUUCUGCACUGGACGGGCCACGGCGCGUGGUGGCCACCAUCGGCUCAAUAAGCCUGGGCUUUACCCCUGCUCCCCUGCAGAGUCCAUCUGUGCACCUGAGCCUCGGCGACUACGAGGCGUGGACGCGCCAGCGCGAGGACUUCUUCGCCGCGUACAAGCGCCUCUUGGAUAGACGCGGCGAGGACGGCAAGCAGGAAGGGUGGGCUGCCGCGCCAGCAGCACCGCUGGCGGUUCCGAAGCCGCGCUUCACCCCAGCGCCGCCGUCGUCGGGGCUGUGGUCGACACCCGUUACUCCGGCCCCUUCCCGGACACCGCCGUCCGAAGUUCCCGCCGAGCAGCCGGCCGAUUUUCGAAUGAUCAUGGACCCCCGCUCAGAGGACAGCGACGCCGACGAGGGGUAG